AGCAGACUUCUAGGAGCAGACUUCUGUGCGGCUGCUGCUGGAAGUGAACUCCUGAAGUCCUGUGAGUAAGUGAGUCUCCUCCUCAGCGGUCCGGGCAGAGCUCGGAGAACCUUAACCUGCACCUUCAGAUGUGGCCGCUCUGAUCACAACGAUCAAAAUCCUUGACAAUAUUGUCUCACUUUUGGAAAUUUAGACUCAUUUUUUUUUCUCAAAGCAUUAUGGCAUCUUCUCAGAAGAUGGGAUUUGGACUUUUCUUCUUCAACAUGAUUAUUAUUGGCACCAUCUCUGCCACCAAGAUAAACGUGCCGCGGCUGAGACUGUCCUACAAAGACCUGCUGUCCUCCAACAGGUCCUCCGUCUUCAGCGGGCACCAUGGCCAGCUCUCUCUCAGCGCCGUUGUCCUGGACGAGUACCGCGACCGGCUCUUCCUGGGAGGGAAAGACGUCCUGUACUCUCUCAGGCUGGGUCCCGUCAGCAGCGAAUCCAAAGAGUUAUACUGGCCACCGUUGCCUGGCAACAGGGAAGAUUGCAUUCAAACGGGGAAAGAACAGACGGAAUGCGCAAACUUUGUUCGUCUGCUGCAGCCUUACAACCGCACCCACCUGCUGGCCUGUGGUACCGGGGCCUUCCAGCCCAUGUGCACCUUCAUCUAUGUGGGUCACAGAGGAGAGCAUGUGUUCACCAUAGAUCCCAUGAAUGUGGAGAGUGGACGAGGGAAGGUACCACAUGACCCCAGUCUACCGUUCGCUAGCGCUUUCACUGGUGGGGAGCUGUACACGGGGCUGACAGCAGAUUUCCUGGGAAGAGACUCUGUGAUCUUCAGGAGCAUGGGGACUCGUUCCACCAUGAGGACAGAGACCGAUCAGAAACUCCUCCAUGACCCUAAGUUCAUCGCUGCCCACCUCAUCCCAGACAACGACGACAGGGACAACGAUAAAGUCUACUUCUUCUUCACUGAGAAAGCCUCGGAUGCCGGUGACAGGGAGGGAGCCAUACACACACGUGUUGGACGAGUGUGUGCGAAUGAUGUUGGCGGUCAAAGGGUUUUGGUCAAUAAGUGGAGCACCUUCAUAAAAGCCAGACUGGUGUGUUCUGUUCCAGGACCACAUGGCAUCGACACACACUUCAACCAGCUUGAGGAUGUUUUCCUGCUGAGGACCAAGGAUGAGAGGAACCCAGAUAUCUACGCCAUCUUCAGCACCAUCAGUAAUGUGUUCCAGGGCUUUGCUGUGUGUGUCUACCGUAUGGCUGACAUCAGAGAAGCUUUCAACGGACCUUUCGCUCAUAAAGAGGGUCCUGACCACCAGUGGGGUGCUUAUGAAGGCAGGGUGCCUUAUCCCCGGCCAGGAGUGUGCCCCAGUAAAAUCACCAACCAGCCUGGCAGAGAGUUUGGCAGCACAAAGGACUUCCCUGACUCAGUGCUGCAGUUUGCGCGCAGCCACCCACUGAUGUGGCGGCCGGUGUAUCCUCUCCUGCGCCAGCCUGUGCUCGUGAAGGCCAACAUUCCUUACAAGCUGAAACAAAUUGUGGUAGACCGGGUCGAGGCGGAGGACGGGCAGUAUGAUGUCAUGUUCAUUGGUACAGAUGUUGGUACAGUACUGAAGGUAAUCGCCCUGCAGAAUGGAAACAGUUUGGAGACAGAGGAGGUCACCCUUGAAGAACUACAAGUGUUCAAAGUGCCGACUCCAAUCACAUCAAUGGCUAUAUCUGUAAAAAGGCAAGCCUUGUACGUGGGCUCUCCGUUAGGAAUGACGCAGGUGAAGCUGCAUCGCUGCGAGGCUUAUGGGAGAGCUUGCGCUGAGUGUUGUCUAGCCAGAGACCCUUACUGCGCAUGGGAUGGAUCGUCCUGUUCACGAUUUGUUCCCAACAGCAAACGACGCUACCGCAGGCAGGACAUCAGGCAUGGGAACCCUGUGCUGCAGUGUGUGGAUCAAAAUCAGACGGACCUGGAUAUGACGGAGGACAAGGUGGUGUACGGGACAGAGAACAACAGCACCCUCCUGGAGUGCGUUCCUCGCUCUCCACAGGCUACCGUCACCUGGCUCGUCCAACGCGAUGACCGCAAGGAAGAUGUGAAGCUGGAUGAACGCGUCAUGUCCACAGAGCAGGGUCUGCUUUUCCGUCAACUCUUCCAUCAGGAUGAAGGCAUUUACAUCUGCCGCUCUCGAGAGCACGGCUUCACGCAGACCCUGGCGCGCCUCACCCUGGAGGUUCUACGCGGCGACACCGUGGACGAGCUCAUGGCGCGUGACAACACCGGCCUCUUCGACGCAUUCAAGGACCGGUCUACAGGAAACUACAGGACCUGGAUGCCCUGCAGCACCUACAGCAAAGGCAGCAUAUCCAGCCAAAUCAGCCAAUCACGCACAUGGUUCAAGGACAUCAUGCAGCUCAUCGGGCCGUCGAACAUGCCCCACGUGGAGGAGUACUGCGAGAGGAUGUGGUGCAACGACAAGCUCAGGAGGAAACACAAGAGCAUGCUGGAGAAAUACCGCCAAGCACAGGAGAGCGCCAGGAAAACUCGGAGCAAGAGCUCUGGUGAACGCAACCGAACACCGCGGGACCUCAGCGCGCGGGGGGGGCAGUGAAGCGGGGAGUGGAGGGAGGGCUGAGGCCCCGGUGGGAGAGCAGUCACCUCUCAAUCUGAAGAUAAAUGCUUCAAUCCCAAGACCCUCCACAUGUCAGAGCAUCCUUGGACAAGACAUUGAACUUCACAUUGCACCAGAUUUGCUCAUUCAUGUGUGAUUGUAGACAAAGAAAAUGGAUUCACACUGUAAAUAGAGUUCAUUGAUGUAUAAAAAAAAUAAGAAGUACUGUGUUAAUGAAAAAUACCUUGUAGAGUGCUUCAUACAACCUGUGUAGGGUAUAAAAGCACUGUGCAUGUGUGGACUAUUUAGUUCAAGUGGAAAAAGGGAAAAAGACUAUAGUUUGGGGAGAGAUUAGAGGGGCAAGAUCAAAACUAGCCUAGUAACCAUUUGUUUUAAUUUAGUAGAACAGCCUGUUGUAGUCAUUACACUACAUAUCGUUUCUAGAAAAGUGAAUGCAUGAACAUGGGACUGCUGCAUACAAAGAAAGCACAACUUAAACUAAAGAAGAAAAAAGAAGAUUUCAGCUGUUCUAAGGUGCAUGUAUUGAUCCGUAUAUGCAGUCGUCGAGUUCUUGGGUUAAGAGCUUGUUUCUCCGGAGAGACACAGCAACAAGAGACUGAGCAGCUGGUGAAGAUGAUGCUGGCGUUUGGUAAAGAGGAGAAACAACCUUUCAACUAUAUGUAGUCUGAGAGGGAUCUUUUUUUUUUAUUUCCUUCACAGAACUUUUGUCCUCAUGUACUUUCGUUCCUGAGGUGAUAGACUCAGCUUUUGUUUCAUCACUCCAUUUGCUGCAUAGAAAAAUCAUCAGAACUUCCAAAACCUCAGACUCCUAAAGCGAUGCAUGCCUGCGGGCAGACUUGUCUGUCAGAGGAAUCUGUUUCAUGUUUGCUUCUUAUCCUCUCUCACCUCUCUGAACGCUCCGGCUCGGCUUCUGCCGAAUUGUCGGUUGUCUUGUGCAAACGUAUACUUUCUUUUUUUGGACUCUUUUAAGAGACAACGCAACCACUGGGUUCGUUUCACUUUACAUUUGAUGGUCCAUGUCUCCUGGCUUACUUUACCUUGGAUGGAAUGACUUCAGCUCAUAUUUGACGUGGCAGAGCACGCAGGUUUAGAAGAGUAGUAUCUCACUUUAUGUAUGAACACACAUUUACAUGAACUUUAAUUAAACUGAAUGCUUAAGCUCAUCCAGCUCAAACUGGAUAUCAUGGGACAAAUGUUGAAAAUUCAACAGAUUAAAGGCAUAUUGUUCUGCAUAUUGGCUACGUAUCACAAUCCCAUUAUCUCCAACACUGAGGAAUACAUUUCAAUAUAUUUUUUUUCUUUUUUGGUAUAUGCAUGUUCAGCCACAGCAUUUAUAUUAGGACUGUCACUAAAAAGUUCUUUUGGCAGUCAGCAAAAUCUUUUUUCUUUUUUUUCUGUCAUGUUCUGUCAAAUCCAAUGGGUCCACUCUGGCAGCUCUGGGUGAUUUAGAGUCACCUUCACCUUUUUGAGGACUUCCUGUAGCCAAUUCAGAGCUGUUUUAGAGGUCACAUACUGUAUUUACCUGUUGACCUCCUGGGGGAGGAUUUUCUCGUCAGAGACGGCCAUACCAUCAAGGACAUGUUUGUGAUGUUUUUCUGAUGCAGUUAAAAAUGCAGUGUUGAAUUUCACAGUAGCGUACAGCCUUGACAUUUUUUAAAUUUUAAUCUUUUUAUGUGGUUAAUAGAAAAAAUAAAAAGAGAGUUUUUUAGUUCCCCCACGUUGAGCAGCAGCUAAGGUUUCAGGUCAAAUCCAGUUCAGGCAUGAAGGAAUUUAAAAGGAAUAUAUCAGUUUAGUUAAAUGUGAUCCGUGGUUAAUGCUUUUGAAACUUGUGUAGUUAUUCAAUACUGCAUUGUACAUGGGAAGGAGCCAUUUUGAUAAAUGUGUCAUUGGUUGACUACCUUAUUCAAUAAUAAUAAUAUUAAUACUCAAAAAGUCUGGCACAAGCCUCCAGACUAUCAAAAUGCAAGAAAUCACAAAACAAGUCAACUUUUAAUUAAUCAAUAUAUCAUAUUUUGUUUUGUUGUUGUCCUUCUGCUAGCUGUGUUAGCUGGCACGUUUCCUCCAGCAUGUCUCACUGGAGCGUUCAGAAGCUCUGUACUUCAUAUACUGCAGACUUUUGACCAAUUUCCAUUUUGUAAAAUCCAUGCAUCAGUGUUGAAUGAUCUGUAAAGUGAAACUGUCCAAUAAGGUAUAAAGGAUCUGCAGAAAAAACUUAGUCAACCUACUUUAUCUGUGUGGGCUAUCAGCCAUUUUAUGCUGAAUUUUAUUUUGACCAGAGACCCUUCAUAUUACAUGUUCAAAGUUAAAAUUCAAUACUGAUUCAUGCCAUUCAUAUGGAUUAUGUGGAUAAGAACAAUUGGAAGAUUGUACAGAUCCAGAAUUGAAGUUUUUUUCAACCCUGGUCACACCUGGUAUUAUCAUCCAUCUUCCUCACUUCUCUACCCUAUACGCAAGGAAUUAAGUACAUGAUUUACACUCAAAAAUCAAGUCAAAACACACACAAAUGAGACCACAUCAUUAUGGCUCCGUGUUGUCAGUUUUCAUGGCUGCUGCUUGUUGUUUUGUUGUCCUAAUAUAAAGCUGUUACUGUGUGAAUGAUCCAGCACAAGCACCAGACUGAAGUGAAAACUGCAUGAAUAAAUGUACUUGAUUGUGCACUGAUUUACUAUCAUCGCUAACUGCAAGCAGUACUAAUGCCAGUUAACUUUUUGGCCUCCGUGGAGAGCGAAUGGCUUCUCAGAGAAGAAAGAAAAAAGAGCAAUAAAGAUGAGCAGAAGGAGGGAGCUACAUAUUUUUAUUAAAGGUACUACAUGCAUCUUAGAAAAUCUGUAUUUAGAAUUCCUAAAAACUCUUAAUUUCUAUUCAAUAGAUGUUCAAAUCAUCAGCAAAUAGUGCGAAUAUUCCUGUUUUUGAAGAUAUAAGAUAACUAAAAAUGUCUUAAUGGUUGUUUGAUGUAUUUGUUUGAGCUUCUACUUCUCUUACUUAUGAAUAAGUGUCAUCAGAAGAUGUAAAAACAAAAUGUAACUUUUGAAGCUAAUAUUGUAACAGAAUUUUGUCUUAAUGUACAAGUUUCCGUUUUACAACAGCUGUCAUAAGAUGGCUUUGCUUUGGUAAAUGCAGACACUCGCUGGGCAGUGCUUCAACACUGAACUCCUUCAGUAAGCGACUCGUGCUUCUAAAAAAAUGGACCAUGACUGACUAAAUGCAGUAAUUUUUUGCAUGUUAAACAAUGUAAAUCUAUCAGUUGCAGUUGUUGUACAUUUGAAAGCAUGUGGUGGUAUUGCACUUGACAUUUCAGAUAUUUUAACAUAACUCAUGUUUAGGGCUGGACCUGAAUACUCGGAUGUCCGGAUACUUGGAUGUCCGAUUUGAGUAUGUUUUUCUUUUUUUUUUCUUCUUGCAGUGAUGCCUCAGUGCAUUUUAACUAAUAAAAAGGAUGACAGCAUGACAAAGGCCUCAGCUGUGUGGCACACUUUAAAUUGGCAGAUCAGAAUUUGGCAAAUUUUAAACUUCCAUUUUUUUUCCCUCUGGCUCACGUGUGGGUCCGGGCCAAUGUGGGCCUCAAACUUGUGGGAUUCAAAUAUCCGUUGUAGUCUUCUGCCAAAGUUCCAGAUUCUAUAAGAUGGUACUCAGGCCAGCCCUACUCAUGUUCACGUCAACUCGAUGUGUCAGUUGCCAGCUGUUUAUCUAAUAUUCACAGCAAUUGUUACAAUCAGGUGGGAUGUUUUUUGGCUUGAGUGUAUGAAAACAACUGGUAGAUUUGCUACAGUGUUGUGAUACUUUCUAGAAAUCAGGAGCAGCAGGUUUCACUCCAGGUAGAAGAUUGAGACUAGCUGCUAAUCCUGAUUGAUUGUAUGUUUAUUACCUGAUGACCAAGUCCUCUGACCUUCACAGCUACUAUUCAUUAACUAGAUCAUAUUAGAAAAAACAAACUAAUUACUGUAAAACAUCUUUCUCCUUGAAGUUAUGGGCAGUCCAGCUAACAUAUACAGUCAGUAUUUUGGACCUGAAACAAUCAAUGAUCGAUAUCACGGAUUCUCCGGAUACAAAAACACUUUACUAAAUACAAUGCAGAAUUUGGACUAAAUUGUGAACAUUUAAAUAAACAUGAAUUUAGUGAAACAUUUCAUGAACUGUUGCUUCAUGAACUGUUUCAUCUUUGCCAGGUAAAAAUGUGAGCUGGUCAUGGGGUCUUUGACAAUAAUGAAAUACAUAUUUAUGUUUUAUUUAUGUCUUUCUACCAUGCAUGCGAUGAACUUGUAUACUAUUUAACAUAUUAAAAGUGGAUCUUUGUAAUGUGGAGACCAUAUUCCAACAU
Messenger RNA from Cololabis saira (Pacific saury), 6927 nucleotides. It is a transcript of the gene sema3g, whose product is annotated as sema domain, immunoglobulin domain (Ig), short basic domain, secreted, (semaphorin) 3bl. Gene Ontology annotation, biological process: semaphorin-plexin signaling pathway; axon guidance; neural crest cell migration. The coding region runs from base 219 to 2588 and encodes 789 amino acids. The record is from RefSeq and is a predicted model, not a curated record. NCBI's taxonomy places the organism in Eukaryota, Metazoa, Chordata, Actinopteri, Beloniformes, Belonidae. The transcript is spliced from 16 exons. Gene Ontology annotation, molecular function: semaphorin receptor binding; chemorepellent activity.